AUGUUAGCAGCCUCUGAGGGACGAAAGGAUAUGUUCGACUUACUUCUGCAAAAUGGAGCUGAUUUGACACAGGAGGAUGACAACAGAUACAAUAUUCUUCACAUGGCCUGUCAGGGAGGGAAUAUGGAUCUAGUUAAGUAUGUCCUUGCCCAGAAUAUCGUGAAAAUCAACAGUCGAUCAGAUGAUGGAUCGUCCCCAGCAAUGGAAGCAGCAUAUGCGCGCCAUGCAGAAGUGCUGAAAUUGCUUGUAAGUGAAGGAGCUGAUCUGACAUUUGUCAAUAGUGAGAAGAAAAAUAUUCUCUGUGCUGCUGUAGAGGGCAAACAUAUGGAUACAGUGAAAUAUGUCCUCUCAAAUGAUUUUGUAGAGAUCGAAAGUAGGAACAUCGAGGGGAUGACAGCAGUUAUGUUAGCAGCAGAGGAGGGACUGGUAGAAAUAUUUGACUUACUUGUGAGGAAAGGAGCCAAUCUGUCAUUAGUGAAUGAUGAUAAACAGAACAUACUACAUAUGGCCUGUGAAGAGGGGCAUAGCGAACUAGUGAAACAUAUCCUCACAGAGAAUGCUGUGAACAUCAAUGACAGAGAAUAUGAAGGUAUGACACCAGUGUUAUUGGCGGCAGAGCACGGAUACCGAGAUAUAACUGAACUGCUGGAGAGUAAAGGAGCUGAUCUGUCAGUAGUGGAUGAUAGCGGUGAGAACAUUCUACAUAAGCUCAGUGUGAGUGGACAAGUGGAUUUAGUGAAUCAUGUCUUGACACAGAAGAGCGUUGAGCAGAACAUCAAUAGAAAAUCUACGAGAGGCAGGACACCAGUAAUGACUGCAGCACGUUGUGGUAACAAGAAAGUGUUUGAUAUACUUGUGAAGAACAGUGCUGAUCUGACGCUAGUAGAUGCCGAGGGCAACUCCAUCCUCCAUUUGGCCUGUGAAGGCGCCGUGGACAUUGUGAAGUACCUCCUGUCCAAUAACAUUGUAAACAUCAACGCUAGAGGACAUUUGAACAGGACACCAGUCCUGAUCGCAGCAGUACGUGGAAACAGAGGAACGUUUGAGCUACUUAUGAAGCAGGGAGCCGAUAUGCUUCUUGUAGAUGAUGAUGGCAACAAUAUCCUUCAUUUGGCUGUUAGGGGAGAACAUGUUGAUCUUGUUAAACAUAUCCUUGAAAAUAGGAUAGUAGAUAUUACCGCACAAAAUAAUCAUGGAUUGAAUGCAAUGGAGAUAGCAAAGGAAAACAGUCCUAAAUCCGUGUAUAAUUUUCUGUUGUCUCAAGGUUUUGGCUUGAAGUAA
Messenger RNA from Haliotis rubra (blacklip abalone), 1281 nucleotides. Its product is annotated as putative ankyrin repeat protein RF_0381. Gene Ontology annotation, molecular function: protein binding. The transcript has a single exon. The coding region runs from base 1 to 1281 and encodes 426 amino acids. NCBI's taxonomy places the organism in Eukaryota, Metazoa, Mollusca, Gastropoda, Lepetellida, Haliotidae. The record is from RefSeq and is a predicted model, not a curated record.